AUGAAGACUGACGGAAGUUCGGAACUACUCGAAAUUUUGAAACGGUAUUACCUGGAAAAAUGGAAACAAAUUCCGAUUGAAUGGUUUCAAAAUUUUACAACUUGGCAUCAAUCGCAGGAAGACGUUGCACAAUACGAAGCAGUGUUACUGCGUUCAGCUGAAUAUGGAAUGAAAUUUUUGAAAACAUGUCCUGCAUUUUCAAUCGUUUUACAAAUUGUUUUCGUAUUUGACGAUGACGUUAUUACUGAAGAUAAUGUAUUUUAUGAUAUUUGGAGCUCAUUCACUAUGUAUGGUUAUGACGCAGCAUUGGAUCAAUCAAAUAAAUAUCUGAUUCCAUCAAUUAAGAAGAAAUAUAACAAUGCAUACGAUAAUGUUUUAUUUUAUGCAUUGUGGGAGUAUUUUCGUGAACCAAUGGUGAAUCUAUAUAAUGAAUGUAAAAUUAAAUUGCGACGAAAUCUUCUCCAUAUUACUUUGAAUUCGUUGGCUAAACUAGGAUGGAAUGGCGGUCUUGAAGAUAAUUGUGUUAUUGAAUUUAUAUUGGAAGUUCAAUAUAAAAACUUAAUAUCUAAACAUAAAAAAUAUCUUAUCGGAAAUCAAUUAUCUAAUAAAACUAUCACAUCCAAAAUACCAUCGAAUUCCGAUACACCUUCAUACGUUCCCAGCUCGAAGUUUGCAGGAAACGGCUGGGAAAUGACUGGAACCUACGUUUGA
This is a messenger RNA of Adineta ricciae, 711 nucleotides long. Lineage: Eukaryota; Metazoa; Rotifera; Eurotatoria; Adinetida; Adinetidae. The record is from the annotation of a GenBank genome assembly.